Ectocarpus siliculosus is the source of this 2094-nucleotide messenger RNA. NCBI's taxonomy places the organism in Eukaryota, Phaeophyceae, Ectocarpales, Ectocarpaceae. The record is from the annotation of a GenBank genome assembly.
AUGUUCCCCAAGCGAGAGGCGGUCCAGCAGCUCAAGGACCGCCUGCAGGCCUGGUGCGCGGAGGAGAACAGACGGGAGCAAGAAGACGUUUCUCUCCCAGGGGGAACUUCGCGAGAGGACCGACCACCCAGGAGGUGGCAAGCGUACGAAUUUAUCCCCCUGCCGUCGCGCAACCGCACGCUCGACUCGGAGGUCCUGGGAAUGAACGUGGGGCGGUCUGUGAACGACACCCGCUUAGAGGUGACCGUCGACUUUGAGAAGGAAGACGAAGCUCUGGAGGUCGGUAUGCGAUUGCUGGACAUGAUGGCCGAUGUGUCUAGAGAGCCCAAUGAGGUUUUCGGCUACGCCGACGAUGCCGUUACUGGUGGGCAACAAUUGGGCCCCUGGAAAAAGUCCGGGUCGGUGAACUCGUGGCGCAAGUGGCUGGAGCUGGGUGACGGAGAAGACCCUUUGCCGGAGUCGGCGGUGACCGUCUUCCGGACGGUCCAGGCGAACUGGGCGGACCCCAACAAGAUCGCAGCCGCGAUGAACUUCACGGUGUUCUGGAGCAAUGCCAGGAUGGAGGAGUCCAUGGCAGACCCGACUACACCGCUGAGAAGAGUGGAGGUGUUGCACUCCGCGCUGCACCCUCACGUGAUCAAGAUCGCGGAGACCUUCGCCUCCUCGGACGCCAUGCUCGACCACUUCCACCGCAACUACGACGGCUACCUGAGCGGCGUGUUCAACUUCAGGGCGGCCGUCAACCCCACGGUGCAGGCCUACACGCCCCUCGAGGCCAGCCUGCGGCCGUGCCUGAGCGCUACUCUACCCACCGGGGCGAUUGUACCGCUUGUGGCAAUCGGUGGGGCGGAGGAUGGCGUGUCGCCGCCCACGAUGAUCGUCUUGGAAGGCCUCAAGCUGGGUGUGCGGCAUUUUGUGCUGGAAGUUGGCUCGUCCGGCGUGAAGGAAGCCGUCGAGGGGCUACAAGCGGCCUUGGCGUUUGGCGUGGUGAAGAGGGACCACCUGUUCGUGACGAUGAUCGUCGGGGAGAGCAACUCGGCCGUGGCCGGGGGGCGGGGGAUAGCCGCCGCGGUGAGCGAGACGCUGGCGUCGGGCCGCGUGGACGACGGCGGCAUCGAGACGGACGGCACCGCGACCAGGCUGCUGGAUUCCGUGGACGCGCUAGUGCUUGCGAGGGAGAGCGGCGAGUACUUCGACGACGACAGGCUGUUCCUUGAGAUGUGGGACGAAGCCCACCAGGCGGCCGCCUCCCCCCCCCGAGAGUCGACGGGGCUACCGGCGGUGCCUACCGAGCAGACGGGCCUGGACACGCCCGCGGAUGAUGACCCGUUCGGCAGUCCGUUCGACAUUCCCGCCGACAGCCUCGCCGCCGACAGUCCCGCCGCCAAAAGCAGCAGCAGCAGCAGCAGUAGCGCAGACGGCAGCAACGACGAGCUAGACUCUCGCCUCGGGAGCCACCUCGGUGUGGGAGGCCACGGGUCCAAAGUCGCCGACCGCCUCGCCCUCCUCGUGGACCAAUCACCGGCGGCGGGGGCCGCUGCCGCCGAUGUUCCGGGGACCGUUCCGCGGAAGCUUCCGUCUCUGUACUUCGGGGACCUGAGGGCCGGGGACGGCGCGGCCACGACGGCGACGAUCGAGCUCUGCCGCGAGAGAGGGGUGCAGGCGUUCUCGCUGGAGUGCGCGGGGGGACGGGGGGCCGAGGAGGCCCGCAAGGGGGCCGCGGCUGCGGCGGACUACGAGCACGAGGACGUCACGGACGACGAAGUCCUGGCGAAGUGGGUCAUGGAGAUCGAUGGCGGGGUGGUCUGGCGGCCGCGGGAGGUCAAAGAGGUGGCAAGGGUGCUGCCCCUGGCGAGAUAUUACUUGCCACCAGAGUGGAUCUCGGAGAUCGCGGACCGGGGGGGCUGUCCCCCGGAGGCUUGGGCCAGGACGUUGUCCCGCCUCUGCCCGUCGGAAGGGACACCCUCGGAGGAGCAACUAGGGGCCGAAGUGGAGGAGACCGUGGCCGGGCUGAUGACACCGGACGACGGAGAAGAAGCGGACGGUGUCGGGGACAGCUAUGACGGCUUGUGGGGGAUGGACGAUGACGAAUGA